Molecule: messenger RNA, 768 nt
Organism: Sphenostylis stenocarpa
Lineage: Eukaryota; Viridiplantae; Streptophyta; Magnoliopsida; Fabales; Fabaceae
Source: the annotation of a GenBank genome assembly
AUGGCGGCAGUAGCAGCAGCCUCUUCUCAUCUAAUGUUUGUUCUUCGUUCACAACCAUUGUCACCGUCACCUUCUUCUUCUUUCUUUUCUUUCCUCAAACCUCUUUUUGUUUCCUCUCCUAUUAGUGUAUCUACACCCCUUCGACAUGUUUAUUUCCCACCGCUUCGAAAAUCGCUCGUCGCCCCUUCCUCUUCUCUCGUGGUUUCCCAAGACGGCGAGGAAACAGAGAUUGCAAAUGAUGAAUUGGAAAGUGAAAGAGGCGAUUUUGAAGAAGCCCAAUUGGGUUCAACAUCGUCACCGUUGGAGAGAAAGAGGGAAGAGAGGCUGAAGUUAGAGGUGCCGGGUCUGAGUGUGAAAGAAAGGAAAGAGCUUGCGUCUUAUGCUCACAGUUUGGGGGAUAAGCUCAAGACCCAAUUGGUGGGAAAGUCUGGUGUUACGUCCAAUGUUGCAACCUCUUUCAUUGAGACCCUUGAAGCCAAUGAACUUCUCAAGAUUAAAAUACAUAGGAGCUGUCCAGGUGAGUUAGAUGAUGUGGUGAAGCAAUUGGAAGAAGCAACUGGUUCGGUGGCUGUUGGUCAGAUUGGUCGAACUCUGAUUAUUUACAGGCCCAGUGUCUCCAAAUUGAAAGCGGAAGAAAAGAAGAAACAAGUUCGUAGCGUUAUUCUGAAAAAGCAACUAAAACCAAGACUGGUAAACAAGAGUAGGGAUCAAGUACAGAAAUUUUCGCGGCCUGGUUCAUCAUGGAAAGGAAGAAAAAAUAGGUCAUAA